AUGGCUUGUUCAAGAAAUAUCAACGAAUCAAUUGUAAAGAAACUUAUGCAUGUGCUCUCAAUUAAUCCAUAUUCCAUUUUUUUAAAAUCCUUGACAAACGUUCCGAAACUAUCUGACUGCUAUAUCGCGCUUAAAUGUGAACCAAAGUCAGAUCAACGUGUAUAUAAUCUACCAACUACAACAGAGGUGGCUGGAAUAUGGGUACAUGAUAAUGCUGCCGAUACUGUUUCUACGCCUCAUAUUCGUAUAUACACACAUAGUGACAAGAUUCAGUCAGUAAAGUAUUAUUAUGGAUGUUAUGACCCAUUACAAUACCCGUUGUUAUUUCCAUACGGUCAAAACGGAUGGCAUUUUGGUAUUAAAAAAAUCGUGCGAAAAGAUCAGCGUUAUUGUAAACAUGAAGAAUUACCGAGUGUAAAGAACAUGUGUUCCAUUGAUGGAUUUUUUGAUAUGGAAGCUCAAACUAUGGAAAAAGGAAGACGGAAAAGAGAGACGGUUUCUUGCCAUGUGCUACAAGGACUUAUUGAUUUUUUAAGACUUGGGGAAACAGAAGCUUCCAAGAUUGGGAAGAAAAUAUUCCUCCCUGUUACUUUUAUAGGAGUGCCAAGAGAUAUGCGUCGACGGUAUAUGGAUGCUAUUGCAUUAGUGCAACGUUUUGGAAAAUCUGAUAUUUUUUUAACUAUGACAUGUAAUCCGUCUUGGCCAGAAAUAAAACAGCACUUGUUAUCAACGGAUGAAACUCAAAAUAGACCUGAUUUAGUAUCGCGAGUAUUUAGAGCAAAAGUAGAAGAACUAAAAGCAGAUAUCUUGAAAAGAAAAAUCUUUGGAAAAGUUGUUGCUUUUAUGUAUACUAUAGAAUUUCAAAAACGUGGUCUUCCGCAUGCUCAUUUUCUUAUCAUACUUAGUGAUGAAUACAAAUUAUUAACACCUGAAUCUUAUGAUAAGUUUGUUUGUGCUGAGUUGCCUGAUCGCAAUACCAAAGAGCACCUUUAUUCACGCGUGCUUCAGUAUAUGAUGCACGGACCGUGUGGUGAUUUAAAUCCUACAAAUUCAUGUAUGGGAAAAGGGGGGCUUUGUAAAUUUGAUUAUCUAAAAGAUUUUGCUGACCAAACAUCAAAAGAAAAGAAUUCGUAUCCAAUUUAUAGAAGACGAAACACAGGCGAACUUGUACAUAUAAGGGAACAAUAUCUGGACAAUUCAUGGGUUGUCCCAUACAACCCUUACUUACUUUGUAAGUUUGAUUGUCAUAUGAAUAUUGAAGUUUGUUCUGAUAUUAAAGUUGUAAAAUAUAUUUAUAAAUACAUUUGCAAAGGACAUGAUAAAAUUGCUUUUUCUAUACAUAACAAUGAAGAAAUAGAUGAAAUAAAAGAAUAUCGAUCUGCUAGAUGGGUAACACCCCCUGAAGCGGCAUGGCGUUUAUUUGGUUUUCCUAUUAGUGAAAUGACUCCGAGUGUUUAUCAUCUUCAAUUACAUUUAGAAGGGCAACAAUUUGUUUCUUUUAAAAGUAGUGAAACUGUUAAUAGAAUUCUAAAUAAUCCGAUGAUUAGAAAAACAAUGUUGACCGGUUUUUUUGCUAUGAAUGCAACUGAUGAACAUGCUAUAGCUAUGCAAUUAUUGUAUAAGGAAUUUCCAGAAUAUUUUGUAUGGUCUCCAGGAUAUAGAACAUGGACACGUCGCCAAAAACGUAACGUAAUCGGACGUGUUGUAACAUGUCACCCAACAGAAGGAGAGAGGUAUUAUCUCAGGUUAUUAUUGAUGAACGUGAGAGGACCUAAAUCAUAUGAAGAUCUUCGCACCGUUAACGAGGUACCCUGUAGUACAUUUAGAGAAUCAGCAGAAAAAAGAGGAUUAUUAUAUUGUAACAACAGUUUAAUUGAAUGUAUGUCGGAGGCUGUAAGCUAUCAAAUGCCAUAUAGCUUGAGACGUUUAUUUGUGACAUUGUUAAUAUAUUGCAAUCCUGCUAAUCCAAAAACAUUAUGGGAAAUGUUUGAAGAUUCAAUGUCCGAAGACUUUAAACAUUUCUCUGGUUUUGAAGAAAAAGCUGUUCGGCACAAGGAUGCAAAGGAUGUUCAUUUUGAAAGAAAUAUAUUUGUUAGUGAACAAGACUUGCUCUUACCGAAGAGACUGAAUGUUCAACAAUUACGCGCAUAUAAUACAAUAAUUGAUAGAGUAUUCUCUGGAAAACAAGGAGCUUUCUUCAUCGACGGUCCUGGAGGAACAGGUAAAACUUUUUUAUACCGUGCACUAUUGGCAACUAUCCGAUCUCAAGGAUUUAUAGCUUUAGCAACUGCAACUUCUGGUGUGGCAGCUUCUAUCCUUCCAGGAGGACGGACUGCUCACUCACGGUUCAAAAUGCCUAUUGAUAUAGAUGAUAAUUUUUGCUGCAACAUUAGUAAACAAAGUUCAGUCGCACGUUUAAUUAGAGAUGUAAAAUUAAUUGUAUGGGAUGAGGCAUCAAUGGCAAAAAAGAAUAUGAUUGAAGCUCUUGAUGCACUUCUGAGAGAUAUUAUGGACGCCGAUACAAUGUUCGGUGGUAAAGUUGUUUUAUUUGGAGGUGACUUUAGACAAACUCUACCAGUUGUUCGAAAUGGAAAAAAAGAAGAUUUUAUUCACGAAAGCUUAUUGUAUUCUAAAAUCUGGAAUAAACUUGAAAAAUUGUACCUAUCUGAAAAUAUGCGCGCAAGAACAGAUCCUUCUUUUUGUGAAUAUUUACUCCGAAUUGGAAAUGGAACAGAAAGAACUAACUGUGAAGACAAAAUAGAGAUUCCUGAUUCCUUUGUUAUUCCUUUUACGACCGAAGAAGAAUCCUUAGAUGCAUUGUUUAGUGUAACGUAUCCUGAUUUGCAUGCAUUUUCUCCUGAUUCAUCUAUGAUAACUUCUCCUGUUAUUUUAACAACGAAGAAUGACUUUGUAAACGAACUAAAUAAUAUGUUAAUCACUAAAUUCCCAGAAAUGUCUAAAACAUUUGUUACAGUAGAUGAAACUAUUGAACCGAAUGAUCAAAGUCAGUUUGAAGAUUUUCUACAUAGUUUAGAUCCUCCCGGUUUAUCUCCUUAUAAGUUAACUUUAAAGAAAAAUUGUCCAGUUAUAUUAUUACGAAAUAUGAAUCCUUGUGAAGGUUUAUGCAACGGCACACGGUUGACAUGCUGUCACUUUAGAACACAUGUCAUAAGUGCAAAAAUUGAAAGUGGUGAUUUCAAAAAUACACAUGUUUUUAUUCCGAGAAUACCAUUGUUAAUAUCACAAGAUGAAAAAAUACCUGUUCAAUUUAAGCGAACACAAUUUCCCCUACGAUUGUGCUUUGCUAUGACCAUAAACAAAGCUCAAGGUCAAACAUUAGAUUUUGUUGGAAUUUACUUACGUGAACCUGUUUUUUCUCAUGGUCAACUUUACGUUGCUUUAUCAAGAGCCAAAAGUGCAAACUGUGUUAAGAUACUGAUUCAACCAUCUACAGCAGACAGUAAUGAUGAUCAUUCAACAUAUAAUGUCGUCUACGACGAAACUAUUCAGAAAGCUUGCUCGUAG
This is a messenger RNA of Nicotiana attenuata, 3525 nucleotides long. RefSeq lists its product as uncharacterized. The record is from RefSeq and is a predicted model, not a curated record. The coding region runs from base 1 to 3525 and encodes 1174 amino acids. Gene Ontology annotation, molecular function: DNA helicase activity. Lineage: Eukaryota; Viridiplantae; Streptophyta; Magnoliopsida; Solanales; Solanaceae. Gene Ontology annotation, biological process: telomere maintenance; DNA repair. The transcript has 3 exons.